UGAUGGCAGUUCAAGAUGAUUCAAGCAGAUCACACAACCAAUUCACUCUCAUAUCCAAGAACAACUCGGAAACUUACCCUUUAACUUACUCCUAAACUCUCUAACCAUCAUGGCUGAAACUCAAGUCUGGCUCAUCACAGGGGCAUCCCGUGGCCUCGGUCUCGAACUCACCAAAACCGCUUUGAAGGCCGGGCAUAAAGUCGUCGCAUGCUACCGCAGCAAGGCCAAGCUCGGUGCUACUUACGCAGAAAUCGAGGCCCUCGGCGGAAUAUGGCUUCAGCUCGAUGUAGUCGCCGAGGACGUUGAAGCCAAAGUCCAGUCCGUUGUUGCUCAACACGGCCGGAUCGAUGUCCUUAUCAACAACGCCGGAUACGGCAUGCUUGGAAGCCUCGAGGAAACAAGCAUUGCCCAAGUCGAAGCCAUCUUCAAAACCAACUUCUUCGGCGCCCUGCGAACAAUCCAAGCCGCGCUACCGUCCAUGCGAUCGCGCCGCUCUGGAACUAUUGUCAACAUCAGCAGUUCGCUAGCCAUAAGCCCAGCUCCCGGCUUCAGCAUCUAUUCCGCGACGAAAUUUGCUACAGAAGCCAUCACCGAAUCCCUCCAAGUCGAGCUAGCAUCAUUCGGCAUCCGCACCCUGCUCAUCGAGCCCGGGAUGACAGCGACCGAAUUCGCCGACGCCUCCGGCACCGGCGUGGAAGUCCCCAUCGGCGAAGCCUACCAAGGCGGCGCGGUAUCGCAGACCAUCCAACUCAUCCAAUCACCCGAGUUCCUCGCGCAAGCCGCUGUUCCGGCUAAGGUCGCGCAGAGGAUCGUCGAAGCGAUUGACCGCACGGGGUUCUUCGCCGACAAGGAAGUAGCGCUUCGACUCCCGCUGGGAGGAGAUACCGGGGCGCAGUUGCAGCAGCGGGCUGCUAUGUGGGGGGAUCUGGCGAAGGGUAUGAAGGAUUCUUGGAUGAGUAUUUAUCUAUGAUAUACUGAAGUAACGGCGUUAAGACGGUAGGGG
Messenger RNA from Annulohypoxylon maeteangense, 1003 nucleotides. RefSeq names its product putative short chain oxidoreductase/dehydrogenase. Bases 110 to 970 code for a protein of 286 amino acids. The transcript has 3 exons. NCBI's taxonomy places the organism in Eukaryota, Fungi, Ascomycota, Sordariomycetes, Xylariales, Hypoxylaceae. The record is from RefSeq and is a predicted model, not a curated record. Gene Ontology annotation, molecular function: oxidoreductase activity.